GGCUCUCCAGAUAAUCCCGAUUCGUAACACCAUUGAAGUCCCUUUAUUUGACGGGUUGGGGAUGAGGGAGAGGGGGACGAUAUUAAGAAGAAAACAUAAUAAUUUAGCAGAAAACCCUACUUCCUAUACCCCGCCCGUCCCAUCUGCUGUUUUCGGAUCCAAGCCUGUCUGAAAGAGAUUCAAUCAAGAUGAAAAUAAUUGGUGUUGCUGUGUUUGGAGCCAUGUUCUGCACUGUUCUGACUGCUUCCCUGAAAGUCAAAGAAGAACACAAGAUUGCUUUUUUCGGAGAGGAUGUGCACAUCCCACUCCCAUCCCUAGACAGCACUGAGGUUCUCUUCAAGCCCGCCUCCAACCCAACCGCCGAGGUGGUCCUCAUGAGGGACGGGCGGGUGGUGGGCCACCGGGCCCAGCUCAACUCCCUCAAGCACCUCAUCCUGGAGGAUGUGGGGGAGGAGGACGAGGGCAUGUACGUGAUCAAGAACACAGAGGCGCCUGCCGAUGUCAAACACAUCCUCCUCCUCGUCAGGGAUUGCGCUCUGGAGCAGGUGGUUAAGUACGGUGAGACAUACCACAUCCCGCUCAGCGACAUCUUGGGCCCUAUCACCCUGGAGUUCAGGCCCAGUCAAGCCCAGGCCAAUCAGACCACGGAGCCACCGGCGGUGGUGCUGCUCAACCAGACUUCCAUCCCCGCGGAAGAGUACAAGGGCCGUCUGAGUGUGUCUGAGAAAAGGGUGACUCUAAGCAUGGUGCAGGGGACAGACGAAGGUAGCUUCACCGUACUGGACCGCGACGGGAGGGUCAGGAGGAGGUCAUGCCUGAACGUGAAAGAGCACCAGAACUUCGUCCACCUAUCAUAUGGCAGUACUUUGAAGAUCAACCUGUUUGUGGACCACACCAAAGUCAACCUCAUGUACACUCCAGACUGGGACCGGAAGGACCGGGUCAUACUGGAGCAAGGAGAGCUGGUGGUGCCGUUGGACCCUUCACUGGACGGCAGGCUGACUGUAGAAGGCUCCGUGUGCAUUCUGGAGAGGGUCCGGUUCAGUGACAUGGGGCUCUUCAGAGUGACAGACCUGUUGGGGUUCCCUGUGACCAACAUCUACCUGAAGGUAGAAGCGUAUAAGUUACCCACGCUGUAUGUUGCAAUCCUCUCCUUACUGGGCUUCCUGGUCCUCCUCUUGCUGGUGUGCCUGUUCUCCUGCCUGACCAGUGUGCGCCGUCGGGCGGAGAAGGCGCGGCAAAUUGCCCUCAUCGCCCAGCAGGCGGGCAAGGGGGGAUGGAGACGCAUUCGUCAAGGUUGUUCAAGAGGCCUAUACGCGGUUCGCUGAGGAGUCCACUUUGACGUCUACGUGGGACAACAGCAAUGCCACAGAAAGCACGGAGGUCACUAUUAAGGGUCUGGAGGUAUCUAAAGCAGGCCGCUACCACACUCUCUCCUCGGACAAGAACUUCCUGGAGAUGAGCGACUCGGGGGUAGAGUUCAACUCCUCCGGCCUCCCGUUAGACAGCGAAUACGAGACAGACGUGCCCCAGACCUU
This is a messenger RNA of Oncorhynchus gorbuscha (pink salmon), 1538 nucleotides long. RefSeq lists its product as uncharacterized. The coding region runs from base 189 to 1328 and encodes 379 amino acids. Lineage: Eukaryota; Metazoa; Chordata; Actinopteri; Salmoniformes; Salmonidae. The transcript has 9 exons. The record is from RefSeq and is a predicted model, not a curated record.